Messenger RNA from Dermacentor silvarum, 3929 nucleotides. It is a transcript of the gene PIG-X, whose product is annotated as phosphatidylinositol-glycan biosynthesis class X protein-like. The transcript has 5 exons. The coding region runs from base 97 to 855 and encodes 252 amino acids. Gene Ontology annotation, biological process: GPI anchor biosynthetic process. The record is from RefSeq and is a predicted model, not a curated record. Lineage: Eukaryota; Metazoa; Arthropoda; Arachnida; Ixodida; Ixodidae. Gene Ontology annotation, cellular component: endoplasmic reticulum membrane.
UGCCCACUCGAAACGCGCCCCUGAAAGAAUACAGAACAAAAAAUCGGCUGCUUCAUACCGUUUCUGCACUUUUCAUAUUUUGCGCUGAAUGCACCCAUGGCUUUUAGCGUGCGUUUAGCUCUAGCGCUAGCGCUUGCUUCUGCGCUUGAAGCCAACGCAGCCGUGAACAAGGCGAAGCCGAAUAAUGGCGCAAAGCUUUGCAAAGAAGAACCAGACAUCAUUGUUGAAAGAAACCUAGCUCUGACGGGCUACCACAGGGACCUGCAAACUGUCAUUCACACGCGAAAUCGACUGAAAGUCAAGGGUCGGCCCCCUACAUUACUGCUCUUGGAAGCCGUACCGUCGGGCGCCUAUGUUGAUGCUCACCAACUGCGGCUUCUCGACGACAGUGAUGCCACGUUCGGACUACGCGGCAAGGUGGAUGUGGAAGAAAUGGCGCAUCAGGCCAGCGGGCACAGCGUCUUCACCUUUUUGCCGUUGAACGAGACCUCCGCGCUGGCGGCCCUGCCUGUCCACAUGCGGUACCACAAGGCACAGAACUGUCUCACUGAUGGGCCCUUUGCCAAAGUGACGCUACCUCCACCGUCCAUCUACUUCAGGCACCCAGACCUAGACUUCCCAGACACGUGCGAAGAUCUUCAUCACCUCCCCUGUGAUGCAGCCAACAUGGAGCGUACAUGCUUGUGGAAGCAACUGAAAGUUGCUAAUUUGAAUGAUCUAUCAGCAGAAGUGCCCGUUGGAUGUCUGGAGGAUGGGUUCCUGGUCUCGACCACUACGCUCGUGACGUACAGCCUUUGUUCCAUAGCCAUUGCAUACUAUGUGUUCAUGCAUGGCAAAAAGCCACGUUCCGACUAACGUCUCGUGCAUCAAGUGCUGCGUUUGUCACCGUUUCAGAGUGAAAGUGACAUUUAGUUUUUUUCCUAGUCACAAUUCUGCAUCUGCAACUUUUUUAAAACAUUACAUUGCCGUACCUCAUAUUCUUCUGUUUUUUACUAUAGUAAUCUAACUUCUUGGGCAACUAAAGUGUUUGCAGUGUGCAACGGUAGUGUUAUACAGUAAACCCUCGUUAACUCAAACUCUGAUAUCUCGGAAUAUCGGUUAAGUUGAAUUUUUUUUCUGGUCGUGGUUUCAACCCAUGUGUUUUUUCACCUGUUAUCUCGAAAAGUUGUGGUGCCAGACUCCAGAUAUCUCGACUUAGAAAAUGGCAGGAAAAAAAUUCACCCACAAUUACGGUACUCCCUAAUGCGAAAUCUGAGCGCAGCUCUAUACAUGUUUUCAUUUUGCGAUAUUGGCUAGCGCAGAAAAUCUUGCCUCAUGCGGCAUGUUGCAAACGGAGAGAGGUGUGAUGCGACUGCCCCGCUAAUCGGGCAGGUCGCAAGAGUCAGUGCAUGAGUGACGCCUAGGGCGCGAUUCACAGCAGCCGCUGCCGACAAACCUCCCAGACGACGCGUGCUACUCUGGCGCCAUCUCGUAGCCAUUGUCACCGCAGAGCCCAUCUUGUGCGGCACUGCGCUUUUCUUCUCACUGCUUUCGCCAUACCCUCUUCCUCUGCUUUCUUCUUCGCGCUCUCUUCGCUAUUGCCGUCUUUCAUCUCACACUGUGCUCCGGGUUCGCUCUUUCAUCCUUCACUGUGCUUGUUCGCUUGGUUACGCCGACGCUCGCCGCAGGAACGAGCGCCGAAGAGCUGCGCUCUAGAAAGGCAACAGGGCAGCGUCGCUUGCACUCACUUUUUUGCCCGGCGGCAUCUCCCCAGCCGAGCCAGGUGCGGGCCACGCUCCUCACUGAUCCUUUCUCCCUUCUUUCUAUCACCGCUCGCAUGCACUUGCGCGGCUGCGCACUGCCACUUUGCUGUGCCUCGCGUGGCAGCGGUGAGCUGGGAGUCAGUCUUCUUUCCCCCCCUCUCAUUUACGAUGCUGUUGGUCACACAUCAGUGACGUAUUAAUCGUGACCUUGCAUAAUGAUCAGCACUUUUCAGCAGGCGCAAUCAGCCCACACGCUGUGCCCUAAAGAAGCCAUCAUAGUGAGCCUACAGCGUUUCAGCGAAAUCGUGACUUGUUAAGGAUGCUGGGUUAUACUCGUGCGACUGUGAGGCGUAAAUGGUCGCAUCACUCGUGGGCGUCUACUAAAGGCGUGGCAACUGUGCUGUUCCAUAGUUCGGUUGUCGGAAUUAAGUUGUCCGGAAUUUUUUGAGAUGCAUAAAGUAGCAGUGCCAGCUUUUUGGAUGCCUGAAAACGGUGAUGCUCGGAUGACUGGCUUCAAUUAUUUCAUUAGGAUCAAUCGUCCCGACUCUGUGCCAAACAUGCAAUCCUGGCACCGUGCCAGUAACGACGUUGCCCGUAGAUGCCAACGCCUCCGGUGCCGAUGCAUGCGGAAGUGACCGAAAAUAUUACUAGCGGCAUUUUGGAAAGGCUCCAUGUGGUCUAUACUCGGUCGGAGGACUUAUCUCGAAUUUUUUCCGGUUUUUACAGCUUCAAGUUAACGGGGCUUUACUGUAUCUUUAAGGACAGGUAACAACACCAACAAGCGACAAAGUGAUUCUGACAGCGCUGCUUGUAUCUGUCGGCCUAUACAGUUGAACCCCGCAAUAAGUUGGAUCCGAAAAAAAUGAUUCUGACAGCACUGCUUGUAUCUGUUGGCCUAUUCAGUUGAACCCCACAAUAAGUUGGAUCCGACACUAAAAUACCUUCCUUAUAUCCAAGAUUUGUUAUAAGCAUAUAUUUGCUGCACACUAAACAUCGGCGAGAAACACUUUUAUUUACUUCGUUUCCUACUUGGCAGGCAACAAUGUGGAAGCUGUGCUAGUAUUGCAGUCAGAAAAGCCUCGCUCCACAUAUUUCGCACUGCAGUCUUUUUUAUCUAUGAUGCUCUCUACGUAAUAACUACUUCAUAUGUAACAUCUACAACUCCUGGACUUUAGGUUACGUAAAAUCACUUACCAUUUGUGCAGCUUACAGUACGCAACAUAUACUAUGUUCUGGUUGCGAGCGCAGGCGGUGCGCUGUGGCCGCUGGCCACAGAAACUAGUCACUCCGUUUGUUUGUUGGUAAAUAGGUUCAGGUCUGCAACGCCUUCUGUGUAAUAAUUACAUUGUAUUGUGCAACGUGAAAGUAAGAGACAAUGUUACAUUCAAUUACAUGACACAUGCCUAUCUCUCUUUCAUAUGGGGCACACUCUUUCUUUUCGUCGCAUAGCGUGCUAUGUUUGAAACAGAGUACAUACAGUGCUUUGAUGAUGACGAUGCUUCUCCACUAUGGCACGUACCCAUAAAGAAAACAUGAACGCUACAUAAUUGGGUUGUCAGAUUAACUAAACAAAAUUAUAUAAAGGUAUUCCAAGAAUGAGGAAUAAAAGACAUUUCUGUCUAUACAGAAGCAUUAGGCUGCUUGUAUCUUACCCAUUGUUUUGCCAUGGACAAUAGACAGUGGAACCUCGUUGAUACGACUCUGUGCAAUACAUUUUUCGGGAUACAUAUUUAUUUCCCCCAGAUAAUACGAUUUGGUUGGAUAAUACGUGAGAUGAUACGAUUUUCGAAUGAUACGCUUUAUUUCCCGGUUCCCGUGAAGAUCGAAUCAACGAGAUUGCACUGUAUUUGUCACAGUAGCUCAAGAGUAACUUUUUGGAAACACUGUGCAACCAACCAGACACACGGUACUGGAUAUUCCGAGGAAAUCUCGGGUUGGUAGAGCAAACACCACAGCAGUGAGCCACUUACUCGCUUCUCGUUCUUGCUCGAUAUAAUUUAUUUUUUGUUGUUUUUCAUACAAAUAACAUGUUUACAAUGUUACACAUCUCGCAACGUAGUAGCAGAGUCGCCUUUUUUGUCAUCUUUAUUUUAACCAUUUUUGCAACAUGUACGUUCGUACACUCCCAUGUGUGACGCAUCAUAUGUUCCCCCCUCUUACCCAUUCGAGUGCAGAAAUGGUUAAAAA